GGUAAGGGCCGGGUUAUCUGAGCUGAGUCUGUCCUGGCCAGUGAUUUGGUUGCUGAUCUCUGCAGUAGCACUAGUCAAAAAGAAGAUGGCACUGGGAAAAACUAAAAGGAAAAAUGUUGCAGCAUCAAAAACGGCCUCAAAGGAGUCUGUGACCAGUGGCCCUCCUGCAGCAAAAAAGGCAAAAGCGUCGGAGGCGGCGCUGCUCACCAUCGGGCCGCGCAACACCGAGCCCGGCGCCGUGCUGACUGUGGGCGAAGGCGACACGGGCCAGCUCGGCCUCGGGCCCGACACCAUGGACUGCAAGCGGGUCAAGCUGGUGGAGCCACUGACCGCUGACGUCAUCGACGUCUACGCCGGCGGCAUGCAUACGCUCUGUCUCACUAAGGACGGCAAA
Molecule: messenger RNA, 394 nt
Organism: Pollicipes pollicipes
Lineage: Eukaryota; Metazoa; Arthropoda; Thecostraca; Pollicipedomorpha; Pollicipedidae
Product: regulator of chromosome condensation
Cellular component (GO): cytoplasm
Molecular function (GO): guanyl-nucleotide exchange factor activity
Source: RefSeq, a predicted model, not a curated record